UUGGAAUAGAAUCAAAGCAUUUCGCAGAACGCCAAGUUUUUAUUUAAAUUCGUAUUUUUUUAAUUAAAAAUAGUAAAGUGAUUGUGAUUUUAGAAUAAAUACGCGUGUGAAACGAAGAAGGACAUUCGGAAAAGUGAAAAACCACGAAAUGCUUUGAAAAACAUUGUUAGAAUCCACAAUUAAGAUUCUAACGGUAAAGGACACCAUUUUUUGUGAGGCUCCUGGUGGACAUCGUGGCCUCCAACCAUGUCGCAGAGCUGUUGCCGUAUUUGCUCGAGUCCUGAGACUAAAAUCGAUAUAUUUUUGCCACAAAAUGGACAUCUAUUGCGACAGAUUCGCUCCAUAACAGGAAUCGAGUUGAUCCAGAACUCGGACUGGCCCGGCUGGAUGUGCCAAACGUGCAUGGUGGACUUGGAGGGAGCCAUAAGAUUCCGUCGUCGUUGCAUUCUUUCCGAAAAGCAACAACUUCGGAGGAAAAGAACCAACUCCUUGGAAUCAGAGCCACCGGAAGUCGAAGAGGAAGAUGUCCAGCAGCUAGCAGAGGAUACACUGCCUGAGGACCAGCUCCCCUUUGCAUGCCGGCACUGCCCGAAGAGCUAUCUCACUUUGAAACAACUCUCUGCCCAUCGUAUCGUACACCGGGAUCCAAGUAACAAAGAUACCAUCACUGACCUAUCUUGUGGCACGUGCGGCAAGGUGUUUCAACGCCGGCAUGCUCUGGAGUAUCACAUGAGCGUCCAUACCGGUGCCAGGAACUUCCCCUGCCCACAUUGCCCGGCACGGUUUGCCCAGCGCUGCAAUCGAGAAACUCAUGUGCGGAACACCCACCUCAAGCUGCGUCAGUUCGCCUGUCCGGAGCCGGGAUGCGAUCGGCACUUUGCCCGGCGACGGGAGCGCGAUCAGCACGUUAAGACCAUCCACCAAGGUGAACGGGAUCUGAUCUGUGAUGUGUGCCAGGCCACCUUCAGUCAUCCCAUAAACUACAAGAAGCACCUGCUGACCCACACUGAGGUCAAGUCCUUUGGCUGUCCGAUAUGUGGCAAGUCGUUCAAUGCUCCCGAAAACCGGGAUGUCCACCUGUUUGUGCACAGUGUCUGCAAGGCGUACGAGUGCUCCGUUUGCGGAUCGGGCUAUAUGCGACGUCAGCAGUUGAUCCAGCAUAGUGCCACUAGUGGUCACCACAACGAGCCAAUUGUGCGACAAAAGCCGCAAUUUAGUGCCGUUUUUACCCAGAGACCUAUUAAGAAUACCGCUGAGGAGACUGAGAAGACUGACAAGGUGCUCUACCAAGAGACGUCUCUCGUAGAAGAGCUUAGUUCCACAACCAAUAUAGAAGAUGAGUUCUUGAAAGAAUUGCAAGAGUAUGAUACUUGA
Molecule: messenger RNA, 1374 nt
Organism: Drosophila bipectinata
Lineage: Eukaryota; Metazoa; Arthropoda; Insecta; Diptera; Drosophilidae
Product: gastrula zinc finger protein XlCGF8.2DB
Biological process (GO): regulation of transcription by RNA polymerase II
Cellular component (GO): nucleus
Molecular function (GO): zinc ion binding; DNA-binding transcription factor activity, RNA polymerase II-specific
Source: RefSeq, a predicted model, not a curated record